AGUAGACGGAGUCAAUGUCAUAGAUACAAGGAGAGCGAUAGACAAGGAGGACGGACUUCGCGACAAACAAGAAGGAGAGGAGAGAGCAACACACCCAGCCUGCGCAUGUGUGUGGGUCAUGUGCAGUGGACGGGGGCUCACGCAACCGCACAUGGGUGGCGACAUGAAGGCCAUUACUGUGUUGGUGCGAUAACCGGCUCUAGUGAUCCAUCGAUCCAUUCAUCCUUACUACCUAGGACUUACUACCACACAUCGACCGACUGCAUCUCUCACUCAGGGACAGAGCUCGAGAGGGGGAGGGAGGCCAUACACCAUGACAACGCAUGCACGCUGCCCUGCCUACGCGCCACCAAGCAAGCAAUGUGCCGGUGGUGGGUGGGUGGGUGGAUGGAUGGAUGGACAAGACUCGGGCAAGAGAGACAAAUAUAGGAUAAUCGACAACCUGACUGACUGACUGACUCGCUGGCUCGGUGAAAAAUGCCUCUCGCAGCACCUAGAUGGGCACACAGGCAGGCAGGCAGGCAGGCAGGCAGACAGGGAGGCCGCUGCAUGUGGCCGCAUCUUCGGCACCCGACACCCGACAGCACACACACAGCUCUUGCCCCAUUACGUCAGGAAAACUUGUGGACUGGCCGAUACCCCCCACCAGAAAACACCCAGGAGAAAGAGACACAAACGAGGCCCCCGCCCGCCCGCCCGGCCGUUAAAAUGGCAACAAGCAAAGAGCAAGCAAACACCAAAGAGGCCCCCUCUCUCAGAAGAUGCAAAAAUGUAUGCCAGUGUGUGUGUAUUGCACAGCCGAGCAAAGCAAAGAAGUGCCAGAAAGCUGAGCUAACCACAGGAUGGUUAAGUAAAGAGCCGUUGGAGCCGGGGGAGCUCCGCUCGAUAGACACAUGGCGCGUUGGUCAUGCCUCCUGUGAGCCCAAUGUCAGGAGGUUCCUGUGGUUGUAGGGAAUAAACCGGUACCCUUGCGCCUUGUAAAACUUGUUCUGGAACUCAACCCUGGAGACAGGCACCGCAUGGCAUCGCAUCAUACACACCGAUCGUGUGUGUAAGGUGUGUCUGUCUGUGUCCGUGUCCGUCCGGCGGGCUGACUGACCACUGCAGCCGAAGUGCGUGCAGGAAGCACUCGAGGACGUCCAUGCACAGCAGCACGCCAAAAGUGAUGCCCGCAAAGAUCGCAAACGCCACAAACAGCUGAACGAAUGGAUGAUGCCAUCCAUCAAAGAUCGAGCCAUCCAGCCAUCCACUCACUCACUCCCUCACUCCUCAAUGCCUUACUGCGAUGGGUCUGACAAGGCUGUUUUCCAUCUCGAGCACGCCGAGGAUGGACUUCUCGAAGAACACCUACACACACAUGCACACACACACACACACACAACACGCGAAACACACAACACACCUCCUCCAUGUGUGUGUGUGCAUGGGCAUGGGCAUGUUGGUUCGGCGGUCCUUACGAGUGCGAGUUGCUGGUGUGCGAGUGAGAGUGCCCACAGCCGUAGGUAGGAGGCCGUGUUGGACACCGUACCCAAGACAAACUCUAUCGUCUCGAUCACCUGUCCAAACAACGACCAAUCGACACACAAUGCAAUGCAUGGAUAGACCGACAGACCCAUGGCGUGGCCACUGACUUGGUGGAUGAAGACCUCGCCAAUCUCGAACUCCUCCUCGUGCUCAUCCUGCACACACACACACACACACACACAACCAUACACACACACAGACACCUGUGCUGUGCGUGCACCCAUAACAUGCACACAUGAACGAACGCAUCCGGUACGUACGUACCUCCCCAGCGUAGCCCUCCUCCUCAGUGUCGACAGACCGACCUAUUCCAAUCCACACACACACACACACACACACAGACGAUGCACACACUACGCCUGUCCGUCCGCAUGCACUGCACACACGUCACGCGUGUGUGCGUACUCUGUGGGGGUGGUUUGUUGAUGCUGUGGAGGCACCACAGGAUCAGCGGCUUCGGGAACAACAUCGUCGGCACCGUCAACACGCACACCAGGAGCAACCACUGAAUGCACUCAGUCAGUCAGUCAAACACACGCACACACGAAUAAGCACAGCGGUGAAUUGAAUGAACGCAGCACAUGUGAAUGUAUGUAUCCAUGGGUGGCCAGCGUAGCGUAGCGUACCGGUUGCAGCGUCUGCUGUCCGUCGAACAUGACAUCUGUGGGCUCCAUGGGCUUCAUCAACGCCCAGUUGAUCAUCAAAUUGAUGAUCCUGUGGGACAUACACGACACACGGCUCUCAUGCCCCUGUCUGGUCUGCAUGCAUCACGUCAGGUCACAUGACGAGACGGUUCCCUCACUCCAGUCCACUGACUGACUGACCCCGGUUUGUUGUUUCCCUGUAUUGGCGUGAUCCACUUGAGGACAAUGAGGAAGUCCAUGUAGCCGAACAUGCCAACCAGGAAGAUGACCUGCGGAAUGAACUCCAACAGGAAAUCCAACGGCUUCCUGCAAUGUAAUGCAAUGCAAUGCAAUGCAAUCACACACAAACACACCAUACACACGCACACGACGGGUGCCUCCCCUCCUCCUUCCGUGUGUUGUGUGUGUCUGGGGUGGGGUGGUGACACACGUGGCUGACUGAUGAGUGAGUGAUUGACCUGUAGUGUAUUGCAUUGGCGCCCUUGAGGAAGACACCCAGGCCCAUCUGAGUCACGCCAACCUGUCAGUCACAACGACCAUCGACCAACACGUCUCGCCUUGAUGCCUCGUUAGUUACGUCUCUCUCUCUACAUGCUCUCUCUCCUUGUGUCGUCUGCUCACGAGGACGGCGAAUUUCAUCUUGAACGAGUUGGCGAAGAGCAGCUCGUUGGAGGCACCCUUCCACACGGGAUCCUGAACACCCAGAGAGACAGAAUGCAGGCGUGGAUGGAUCAAGAGUUGACGGCCGGCUGGCUGGCUGGCUGGCUGUCUCACCAUGCCGAAUGGGUACACGGUGCCGUCGGACACAUACUGCACACACCACACACACACACACACAGACAGACAGACAGACAGACAGGUCACAUGAGCGCCGCGUGUCGUGUCUGGCUUGCUCCAUCUAUCCAUCCAUUCUGCACGCAAUGCAAUGCAUGCUGCCUCUUCCCUUCCUCAGCAGCGCUAGACUAAUAGUCUGUCUCCACGGCAUACAGCUCAGGAUUCAAGUUUCGUAUUAUUACAUCACGGAGGGAAGGCAGCCAUGCACUGCCCGCGUAUGGAUGGAUGUAGGCAGAGCAGAUAUGCACUCAUUCACUGACUGACUGACUGACUCACCGUGUUGCCCACGGGUUUGAAUCGAGAGCCGAAGAGGUUCAACGCGAUGGCGAAGAAGUCGUUGUACAUGAAGCCUGCAAUCACACACACAUCGAGACACGUCAUGUCAGGACGUACACACAUACACACACCCGCGGGUCUCUCUCUCUCUCUCUCUCUCUGGCAGGGGAUAGGGAUCUCUGUCUGUCUGUCACUCACCGGCGUAGACAGCGAAGAAGCCCAUCAGAGUGAUCAUAUACCUACACACACGAGACACACAAACGAACACUUUUUGCCCACACAUCCUAUCCUCUCCUCUGCGCGUGUGCCUGUCGACCUGCCCACCCGUCCCACACACCUGGCCGUCAGCGCCCCCUUCAUUGUCUCGUCAUCCUUCCACCGCUCCGCAUUCAGCAACAGAUACGAACCUGACACACACACACACACAGACAGUAGUACCAUGUGCGUGUGUGUAUCUGUGUAUUUGUGUAUGUGUUUUUACCUAGGAGUAGUAUGCAGAGUCCGUGUCCGAUGUCGCCGUACAUGAUGCCGAAGAGGAAGGGGAAGGUGAUUAUGGUGAACAGCGCAGGGUUGGCCUCCUGGUAGGACGGCACGCCGUACGUGUCCACCAACUCCUGUUGGUGGGCGAGGCGAACAACGAAUCAAUCGCACCCACCAGAAUGACUGACUGACGUGGUUUGUGUGUCUAUGUGUGUGUUUGUGUGUUGUGUGUGCGUGCCUGGAAUGCGCCCGAGAACUCGGUGCGUCUGAUAAAUGUGGGCGGGGCCCUCUUGGGCUGCUGCUUGUCCAUCAGCAGAAACGCACUCAGUUGCUGUCAUACAGAGGGAGGGAGGCAGGGAGGGGAAAAGGCCAUGUACACAGCCGCAUCUGUGUGUGUGUGUGUCUAUGUGUGUACUUGUUGGUUCGAGUGUUCAAUGAGUAUGUUUCUGAUGCUGUCCUCCUCUAGCUCUGGGUACCAGCAGUUGGCCCGCAACGUGAUGUCGCCUGAAUACACACACACACACACACGUGUCCGUGUGGACGGACAGACACGUGCUCUGCUCUGCUCUGCUGUCCUGUGUGUGUGUGUACCUUCCUUACCUUCGAACAUGUUGAGUGUGAUGUAGAUGGCCUUCUCCUUGAUGCAGAACAGCCGCCACUCCUCUAUCAGACUGUUGCCACCCUCCUAAACCAACCAACCAACCAACCAACGAACGCACAGUCACACACAUGACAUGCCAUGCAGGGAGGCAGGCCCCAUUAAUUAGCUAGCUAGCUAGGUGGGUGGCGUGGAUGUGUGAGGGAUGUGCGGAUGGAUGGAUGGACUGUAUGGUGACUGACUGACCACAGGUUCGAGUAGUGUGGCGAUUUGGUCCCUCAUGUGCUUCUCAAACGCCUCCAACGCCUGCAAUGGGGCAGUAGCAGCAGCACCAGCACACACACACACACACACACACACACACAAAUGGAUCGACAGACUCCCUUCCUGCCUGGCUGGCUGGCUGCCUCUACGUGUGUCCUUCCUGAGUCUGUUGCUUGCCUUUGAUGUUUCCUCGAGGUUGAGUGCCGUCUCGUUGAGCUCUCGCUGCAACUCCAUGAUCGAACCGGGACUGCAGUCAGUCACACAUCAGAUGCAUCACAUGCACGACACGACAAAGGCACAGGUAGGCAUAUAUUUGCCCAUCGGUGGCGUGGGUGGGGUGUGUUCCCCCCGUGCAGUGCACGUGUUGUGUUGAUGUGUUGUUAGGGUAGGGAACGCACAUGGUGUACAUGCUGACGCCGAACGCGGCACAGAUCUUCUUGAUCUUCUCAAACAUGGCGCUCGUCGUCGAACCCUUCAUUUCAUCAUCAUCAACACACACACACACACACAGGGACAUGGUAUGAUGGAUGCAUCGAUGUCUUGACCCACUCCCUCCCUCCCACACAGUGACGCACAGCCGUACGUCCGUACCAGGAAGUAGACGAUGAAGACGCUCUUGGCGACCUCCUUGCCCGACUUGGCGUCGACCAGCUUCUCAGCGAUGGGCGUGAACGACACGUAGGUGUUGCCGCGCGACGCUCGGAACAACGUACGCGCAAACCUCUCCUGGUCUGCCAGCAGUAUCACACCCGCUACGUUGCUGCAGUGCGGUGCAGUGGGUGUCACACAAACAGCAUAACAACACACACACCAGAUACACACGCGUGCCCUCACUGUGGUGUGUGUUGUUAUGGUGUGAGCGUGUGUGAUCUGACUUGGCCAUGUCUAUGGUGGUCUGUCCGCCGCCGCCCUCCUCGAGCAGCGGCUCCCUCCCCCGGUCGCCGAAUGUGUCUGAAGCGCGUCGCACCGCCUGGACGUCGGCCGGCCGGGGGCUGUCGAACAUGGCCUGCGCUACCAACAACACCUGACGCCACUCAGUCUGAGUGAGGCACGGAGGGAGGGGAGCCAACAACACACACACCACACGGACAGACAGACAGGUACGUGCACAUGACAUUGGGGGAGUGUGUGGAGGAAUGAAUGGUGUUGAUGGGAUAGUCGCACGGUACCAUACCACGCUGUUUCUUUGUUCGGUAAGUUCCUGGUUGUUGUCGCGGAACUUGACAAACUGCUCGUACAGCUUCUUCAAAGACUCCUACAGUGUGUGUAUCAAUCAGCAUAGCAUAUGCGCCAGUCAGUCAGCGAAUGAGUGAGUGUGUGCCCCUCAUCCAUCCCCUCCCCUCACUCACCUCGACUUUGUCAAGUUGGUACUCGUGGUCGUGCGAUAGGAACUCGUCGAACUUGUUGCGCAGAACCGGGCCACCAUGCCGACCCGUCUCCUCAUACAGAAACCUGCACGUCCACCGCACAGACACACACGUUCACACCACACACACACGCAGUGCAGUGCAGUGCAGGUCGGUCGAUGUGGGCUGUGGUGUGCUGUGCUGCCACAUGACAUGUGUGGUGUGCGUGGAGGUGACGUGGUGCAUAUGGAUUGACCCCAUAUCUUUUUAUGCAUACCUGAGGAUGCGUUCCAUUUCCUCAAGCCUCUGCACAUACUUCUUGUAGGGCCGCUGCAUCGAAUGGGCGUUCAUCUGACAUGACAGCACAGCACACACAGCACAACGGACAGACCAGACAGACAAACAGACGCAGAAAAGACAACCACACAAAUACACACAUGAAUUCAGUACACCCAUGGCAUGGAUGGACUGGACACGUGUGUGGUUGUGUGUGUGUGUGUGUCUGUCAGUGAGUGUGUGUGUGCCACAUCUCUUUGUCUGUCUGUCUGUCUGUCUGUCUGUGAUUCACUCCUCACGUCGACAAACUGCAUGUUGGCUUUGCGGCCGAGGAUGUCGAUGAAGGCCCGUGCACGCUCCGACGGCAGCACCAGCGUGCCGUGCUUCAUCGUCUGGUGGCAAACACACACAACAAGCACAACACAACACGACACAUCAACCAGUGACACUGCAACCAGCCAUCACCAUUGAUAGCAUCGCCAAGCUGCUCACCUCUGAUCGCAGGAGCCCCAUGUCGGCUGGCCUGGGUCACAGGAACGAUGCAAACGCCACAACCGACCCCCCUUGGCUACCCCUCCCUUAAACCAAGCCCGAAGAUGACACCAAGUGAAUGACUCAACGCCGAUGGCGAACGAAGGGCAGUGCUUUCAGUCAGAAGUGCUGUUGUCGUGUGUUCACGGCCCUCGGAAGCUCAUUUGAGCGCCCUGACGUC
Messenger RNA from Vitrella brassicaformis, 6954 nucleotides. Lineage: Eukaryota; Vitrellaceae. The record is from the annotation of a GenBank genome assembly.